Gastrolobium bilobum is the source of this 2687-nucleotide messenger RNA. Its product is annotated as zinc finger CCCH domain-containing protein 44-like. The record is from RefSeq and is a predicted model, not a curated record. NCBI's taxonomy places the organism in Eukaryota, Viridiplantae, Streptophyta, Magnoliopsida, Fabales, Fabaceae. The transcript is spliced from 6 exons. Gene Ontology annotation, molecular function: protein binding. Bases 214 to 2448 code for a protein of 744 amino acids.
AAACAACGUGUUGUUACAUCUGUACACAGUCCAAUUUCCAUUUCCAUUUUCCAAUUCCAAUUCCAAUUCCAAUUCCGUGUGCCCUGCCCACUCAUCACACCAGACCGACCACGCCCCAAUUCCUGCCAAUACUAGGGUUUUGCUCUCUAUCACGCAACUCAUGUUCUCCAUUUCUUGAUUCUCUCCCUUCGAUUCGAUUCCCUUUUUGUUCCUAUGGAACAACAGCACCCGGAAACAACAACCACCACCGCUGCGGCGGAGCUCGUGAGCGGUGGUUUAAAGAAUUUAGAGAAGUCGGAGAAGCUCGUCGGUGUCCCUGUCAAGCCCGCUCGCGAUGUUGACAUGGCGGAGAGAGACGAUGGUUGUUGCCACGUGACCGUUUUGAAAAGGAAGCGUGGUCGUCCAGCUAAGAGCCUUACGAAAACGAAAACGAAAACGACUCCUCCGUCGAAGGACGACGAAGAUGUUUGUUUUAUAUGCUUCGAUGGCGGCAGCCUCGUUCUCUGUGAUCGCCGGGGUUGCCCUAAAGCGUAUCAUCCCGCGUGUAUUAAGCGAGACGAGGCUUUCUUCCAAUCAAAGGCCAAAUGGAAUUGUGGUUGGCAUAUAUGUAGCGUAUGUGGGAAGGCAUCCCAUUAUAUGUGCUAUACUUGUACGUAUUCUUUGUGCAAGAGAUGUACAAAGGAUGCUGAUUUUGUCUGUGUCAGAGGAAAUAAAGGUUUAUGUGGAAUAUGCACGAGGACUAUAAUGCUGAUUGAAAACAGUGCCCAGGGAAAUAAGGCAAUGUGUGAAGUGGAUUUUGAUGACAGAAGCAGCUGGGAGUAUCUUUUCAAGGUGUAUUGGAUUUAUUUGAAAGAGAAGCUAUCUUUAACGUUUGAUGAGCUCCUUCGUGCUAAAAGCCCAUGGAAAGGUGCUACUCCUAUGAGUUGUAUGGUUGAAACUCCUCAAGAAUUUUUUCUUCUUAAAAAUGACAAAGUUUCUGGUUAUGAGAACUCCAGUAUAGACACAGAAUCAAAUAAUUCGAAAAACAAGAAGUCUAAGAGAGGAGAUAAACAUAGACAUAUUUGUGAUGGUGUCUUGAAUGAUAUUGGAUGCAGUACACAAGACUUAACCCAUAUCCGUGAGCCAACUGGGAGUAUAUCUAUAAUAAAGAACCAAAUUAACCCUAAUGUAUCAGCAAUUGAAAAUAGCACUAAUGCAGGAGAUGUGAGAUUAGAAGCGUCUGGUGUUGCAGCGGGCAUUUCAUUAGUACUUCUCUCUACAGGGAUGGAGCAGCCAAUUAGUGAUUUUGUGGAUGAUAAAUCAUGGCAUUAUCAGGAUCCAACUGGGAAGGUUCAGGGACCUUUUUCUAUGUUGCAGCUGUCUAAGUGGAAUGCAAGUGGACAUUUCCCUCCUGAUCUCCGAAUAUGGAAGGUAGAUGAGGAACAAGAUAACUCUAUAUUGUUAGCUGAUGCACUAAGUGGGAAGUUUUCUAAAAAUGUGUCAUUGCCAUACAACAGCAUACAGCUAUCUUUGGAGGCCAGUGUUACAUUGGAUAAUAAAGAGAAUAGUCAGGAUGGUGGGAGCAUUGUCACAAGGAACGGAAAUCAUGCAAACAGCCAAAUUGUCGAAGACAGCAGGGAGCAAAGGGUGGAAGAUACUUGUACCCAAUCUAAUGGCAAAGAUGAAUCUGUUAGGAGCAAUGGAUGGCACUUUCAGUCUCCUUGUUGGACUGUACAAGCAGAUGGGAAUAACAAUGAGGAACAAAGUGGAAUUCUUGAAAGGAAGGAGGAGUCGUCAAAGGGUGAAAUUUCUUGUCAUGACCGUCCCCAUGUAUACCCUUCCCUACCUUCAACUACCUUUUCUGAGAAAUUGAAUGAGAAUCCUUCUGAUAAAUUAAGGGAAGAUCAUAGGACUGAGGGAAACUCUGAAGAUAAUGGAAAUUGUGGCUCAAACAGGAUUUCUGAGGGUCAGAGUAAUAGUGUGCAAAGUUGUCAGAAACAAUUUGAUGGUGAAGAGAAUUCUGGGCAAUCUUCUGGUCAGAACUGGAGAUGCCCUGAUGUAGUUCAUCCAGCAUGUAAUACAUCUACAUGGCAGGCAAUAUUUGGUGAUCCCUUUGAUUUUGAAGAAUCCGUUUCAGAUCUGUUGGCAGAAGUGGAGGCAAUGGAGUCACUUGAAGGCAUGGAAUCUCCCACUUCAAUCAUGAAAUGUGGUGAGGAGUUGACUGACGGUUGCAUAACUGAUUGUCUCAGUUUUGCACUUGGGCUUAGCCCAAUGCAUGAUGCUGGUAAAGGUGAUGCAGUAAGUUCCACAGGCGAUUUACACUUACCUUCUCAAUCCACAACAGCAGAGGAACCAUUUCGGCAAGCAGAUGUACACCAUCAUGCCUCAAGAAGUUCUGAAGUUGAGUCUACUUUCUCAAAGAUUAGCUGGAAUCCAACCAAUCGAUAUUCCUGGGAUCCAAAUUAUUGACGGACAGAUUAUGUUUACGACCAUUUUUCUUAUCUUUUGGCUGCACAAAUCUUAGACCCACAUGAAUCGGAGAUCCUGUUUAUAACUACAUUCUUUGCAAGCAAUAACCUCUUGCCUUUCCUUCGUUGUUUGUUUGUUGAUGAAGAAAAGCAUUAGUGUUGAGUUUCUUGGUAGUCUAUACUGCUUGGUAAUUUCUUUGAAUUUUAAAUGUGAAGAAGUUAUUAGAUUUUGGGAAUAGA